Molecule: messenger RNA, 1940 nt
Organism: Numida meleagris (helmeted guineafowl)
Lineage: Eukaryota; Metazoa; Chordata; Aves; Galliformes; Numididae
Gene: USP22
Product: ubiquitin specific peptidase 22
Exons: 13
Coding region: 22-1452 (476 amino acids)
Biological process (GO): protein deubiquitination
Molecular function (GO): cysteine-type deubiquitinase activity; zinc ion binding
Source: RefSeq, a predicted model, not a curated record
GCAAAGUCGUGCAUUUGUCAUAUGUGUGGUGCCCACCUGAACAGACUCCACUCUUGCCUCUACUGUGUCUUCUUUGGCUGUUUUACAAAGAAACAUAUUCACGAGCACGCAAAGACAAAGCGACACAAUUUAGCCAUAGACCUUUUGUAUGGGGGUAUAUACUGCUUUAUGUGUCAAGAUUACAUAUACGACAAAGACAUGGAACAAAUUGCCAAAGAAGAACAACGAAAAGCUUGGAAAUUACAAGCCUUCACCCCAACAGUGGUUUCUCACUACCAGUGUACAAUGACAGGCAUUGGAGAGAAGUAUUCAACAUGGGAGCCAACCAAACGAGAGUUAGAAUUGCUACGACACAACCCCAAGCGGAGAAAAAUAACCACAAACUGCACCAUAGGUCUACGAGGGCUAAUCAAUCUUGGGAACACAUGUUUUAUGAACUGUAUUGUCCAGGCACUUACCCACACUCCACUGCUGCGAGAUUUCUUCCUCUCCGACAGGCACAAAUGUGAAAUGCAAAGCCCCAGCUCAUGUCUGGUCUGUGAAAUGUCUACGCUUUUUCAGGAGUUUUACUCUGGGCACCGAUCUCCUCACAUUCCAUAUAGGUUAUUGCACCUGGUAUGGACGCAUGCACGGCAUUUAGCAGGGUACGAGCAACAAGAUGCACACGAGUUCCUCAUUGCUGCAUUAGAUGUGCUACACAGACACUGCAAAGGUGAUGAUAAUGGGAAGAAGGCCAACAACCCCAACCACUGUAACUGCAUCAUAGACCAAAUCUUCACAGGCGGACUGCAGUCUGAUGUUACCUGUCAAGUCUGCCAUGGCGUUUCCACAACGAUAGACCCAUUUUGGGACAUCAGUUUGGAUUUGCCAGGCUCCUCCACCCCGUUCUGGCCUCUGAGUCCGGGGAGUGAUGGCAGUGUCGUAAAUGGGGAAAGCCAUGUAUCAGGCACCACCACUCUCACAGACUGCUUGCGAAGGUUUACAAGGCCAGAACAUCUAGGAAGCAGUGCCAAAAUCAAAUGUAGUGGUUGCCAUAGCUACCAGGAAUCUACCAAACAACUCACUAUGAAGAAAUUACCCAUUGUGGCCUGUUUUCAUCUCAAACGGUUUGAACACUCAGCCAAACUGAGGCGAAAGAUCACUACGUAUGUCUCAUUUCCACUGGAGCUGGACAUGACACCAUUCAUGGCUUCCAGUAAAGAGAGCAGAAUGAACGGGCAAUACCAGCAGCCGACGGAUAGUCUAAACAAUGAUAAUAAGUAUUCCUUGUUUGCAGUAGUUAAUCACCAGGGAACCUUGGAGAGCGGGCACUAUACCAGCUUCAUCCGGCAACACAAGGACCAGUGGUUCAAGUGUGAUGAUGCCAUUAUCACCAAGGCUAGCAUUAAGGAUGUACUAGACAGUGAAGGAUAUUUGCUGUUCUAUCACAAACAGUUCCUGGAGUAUGAAUAGCCUUAUCCAGCAGCUUGGCAGAUAUCAACAAGGAAGAAAAUAAGCAAGCCUUCUGAAUCGACACACAAACCUACCUGAAAUAAAAAGACCCAUUAAAAAACAACUAGCACUGAGCUGUAACAGGACCUACUUGACACUGGCUCCAAGCCUGGCAGAGGGAGAAAUGAACAAUGUCCAACGUGUACGCGGUCCCGCAAGGACAGAAAGGGGGAAAAAGGAGGCUGCAGUCAGUCACUUAUCAGAGGAAAUAUAAAAUGAAAGGAAUGCUCUGGGUGGGGGAAAUGGGAGCAGAGGAGUCCGGGCACUGGUACAUCUCCUAUGUUCCUCCAAAACGUGUGUGGGAAGGCAAGGGGGUGUACUCUCAUCUCCAUAAAGCAUCUUCUCCAUUGGUGCUUCAGCUCCAACGACCAAUCAUAUAACAGUUAAAAUUAAAAAAAAAAAAAAAAAAAAAAAAACAAGCCCAUUUUUUUAUGCAUAUGGAUCUGAAA